AUUAGGCCGGGGUCCUUGUGACAUGAGGUCCUAUUUAGUCUGGGUCAGGUUCAGUGCUGCUUCAGGAGGGAAACUUCGGGGGCUUUGUCCCGAGACAAAGAAAAUCGUCACCGCCGCGGAGCCACCGUUCUCUGAGGGGUGAAUUUAUCGCAGAAACCCAAAAUAUGUCUGGCAUAGCCUUGAGCAGACUCGCACAAGAGAGGAAAGCUUGGAGGAAGGACCACCCUUUUGGUUUUGUGGCAGUACCAACAAAAAAUCCAGAUGGUACGAUGAACCUGAUGAACUGGGAAUGUGCCAUUCCAGGCAAGAAAGGGACCCCUUGGGAAGGAGGACUGUUCAAACUACGGAUGCUUUUUAAGGAUGACUACCCCUCCUCGCCACCGAAAUGUAAAUUUGAGCCGCCUUUAUUUCACCCGAACGUAUACCCGUCAGGCACAGUGUGUCUGUCUAUCUUAGAAGAAGAUAAGGAUUGGAGGCCAGCAAUAACGAUCAAGCAGAUCUUGUUAGGAAUUCAAGAACUUCUAAAUGAACCAAAUAUCCAAGAUCCAGCGCAAGCAGAGGCAUACACAAUUUACUGCCAAAACAGAGUUGAAUACGAAAAAAGAGUCAGAGCACAAGCCAAGAAGUUUGCGCCAUCAUAAGCUACAACCAUGUGGCAUCUUACAAUAAAAAAAAAAGGAAGGGAUUGGUUUGGCAAGAACUUGUUUACAAAUUUUUUUGCAAAAUUGAAUGCUAAAUACAAUUAAAAGAAAAAUUCUCUUAGGGGAGGGGGUCGUAUGUGUGCCAUUUCCCAUUUUUGCCACUGUAUAGAGUUCUAAAUUUGCUGAAUAUCCCCCCCGUUUUUUCAUACAGGGUCUCUUCCUUCAGUCUUUUUGUAUUUUGAUUGUUAUGAUGUAAAACUUGCUUUUAUUUUAAUAUUGAUGUCAGUAUUUCAACUGCUGUAAAAUUAUAAACUUUUAUACUUCUCUAAAAUUCACUAGUAAUCUAUAGUUUCCUUUUGCUGUCUGAUGCGGGCAUGCUUUAAAAUGCUUAGAAAUGGUAUCUAGCCUCUAGCUGGCUGUAUUUAAAACAAUGUCAUAACUUCUACCCCCUCCCCUACCCCAAGUUUCUUUAAUGUCUUUCAGAAACUAGGUUGAAUCACAACCUAGAGCCUCGGAGAUUCACACCCAGUCAGCAUCUUGCUUCUGCAUCACUUCCUUUAUGUUUAUAUGGCGUUUUUUGUCCGUGUUGCUGUUUAGAUUAAAUAAACUGUUUAUAUAUAAA
Spea bombifrons (plains spadefoot toad) is the source of this 1263-nucleotide messenger RNA. It is a transcript of the gene UBE2I, whose product is annotated as ubiquitin conjugating enzyme E2 I. The transcript has 7 exons. Gene Ontology annotation, cellular component: nucleus. The coding region runs from base 165 to 641 and encodes 158 amino acids. The record is from RefSeq and is a predicted model, not a curated record. Gene Ontology annotation, molecular function: SUMO conjugating enzyme activity. NCBI's taxonomy places the organism in Eukaryota, Metazoa, Chordata, Amphibia, Anura, Pelobatidae. Gene Ontology annotation, biological process: protein sumoylation.